Molecule: messenger RNA, 1071 nt
Organism: Pieris macdunnoughi
Lineage: Eukaryota; Metazoa; Arthropoda; Insecta; Lepidoptera; Pieridae
Source: the annotation of a GenBank genome assembly
AUGUUGUGUUAUCGUUGGUUGAUCAGAAAAAUGUUUGCGGUGCUCUCGCUGUUAAUACUAUUUUGGAUUGUUUAUAUAAUUUACACGUAUAAUACUAAAAUGAACCUUAUAAGAGCAAGCCGGAAGGACAUAACCCAUUUGAAUCACAAAAACAUGAAGUAUAUACUUCAAUGGACUCGCAGGUUCAGUGCACCGUUUGAUUGGAUGGGAGAAGGUAACUCAGCCUUUGUUAAAUACAAAUGCAAAUACACAAAUUGUUACGUGACAGAUGAUAGAAGUUAUUUUCUUGAUCAAAGGGAAAUUGCCUUUAACGGAAGGGAUGUCAUACACCUUUGGCCUUUCCAAAUGCCAUCUCAGAGAUCACCGAGACAAAAAUUCAUAUUCGGUGCAAUGGAAUCCCCGGACAAUUUUCCGGCGUGUCAUGAAAAUUUAGACGGAUUCUUUAAUUGGACGUGGACCUAUAAAUUGGAUUCAGAUAUACGAUGGGGUUACCUAGCUAUCUAUGAUAAAAAUGGCCAGCUCGUUGGUCCUAAAGUAGAUAUGGUAUGGCCGAAUAUGACACCAGUCAGCGAGGGCUUAAAGGCACAAUUGAAAAAGAAGACCAAAGCGGUUGCGUGGUUUGUGUCUCACUGUUCAACGAAAAGUGGUAGAGAACAUUAUGUUUCGAGGCUGAAUAAUGAGCUAAAAGCAUUUGGCUUAUCUGUGGAUAUUUAUGGGAGCUGUGGUAGCUUAACUUGCCCAAGAAACAACGAGAAAUCUUGCUUCAAAAUGAUUAAAGAUGAUUACCAUUUCUAUCUAUCUUUUGAAAAUUCGUUCUCAGAAGAUUAUGUAACUGAAAAAUUGUUAACAGCCUUAAACAAUUAUGCCGUUCCUAUUGUUUUUGGAGCUGCUCUUUACACGAGAUUUCUACCGGAUGGCAGUUACAUUGACGCAAAAGCCUUAGGCCCAACAGCACUUGCAACCGAGAUAAAUAGCAUACUUGAAAACAAGACGAAGUUUUACGAUUUCUUUCGAUGGCGCAACCAUUUCGUAUACAAAGGUACUGAUGGACCAGAUGAUAACUGUUUUUAG